Molecule: messenger RNA, 1878 nt
Organism: Siniperca chuatsi (mandarin fish)
Lineage: Eukaryota; Metazoa; Chordata; Actinopteri; Centrarchiformes; Sinipercidae
Gene: mrps9
Product: mitochondrial ribosomal protein S9
Exons: 11
Coding region: 30-1187 (385 amino acids)
Biological process (GO): translation
Cellular component (GO): mitochondrial small ribosomal subunit; ribosome
Molecular function (GO): RNA binding; structural constituent of ribosome
Source: RefSeq, a predicted model, not a curated record
CGCCGCUGACGUCACUGCUGUAAGCAAAAAUGGCGGCGUCCUGUGUGCGAACCGUGGGACCGUUCCUCGGAAAAUGUGGGAAUUACAGCUCGAGUAUAAACACAGUCACGUCGCAGUUAAGCCGACAGGUUCUGAGCAGGCAGAUAUGUGUGAGCUCUGCCCUCCACAGAAAGAACCUGGCGGCUGCAGGGCCAGAAAAGUUCACGGUGGAGUUCAUCCAGAAGCAGGUGGAGGAUUUUAACAUCGGGAAACGGCACCUGGCCAACAUGAUGGGAGAAGAGCCCGAGAACUUCACCCAGGAGGACAUAGAUAGGAGCAUAGCCUACCUCUUCCCCUCCGGCCUGUUUGAGAAGAAAGCCCGGCCCCUCAUGAAGCAUCCAGAGGAAAUAUUUCCAAGGCAAAAAGCCGUCCAGUGGGGAGCGGACGGACGGCCAUUCAACUGCUUGUUUUACACCGGCAAACAGUCCUACUACUCUCUGAUGCAUGAAAUGUACGGCAAAAUCCUGAACAUAGAGAAGUACCAAGAUCGUCUGAGAACCAAGGGUCUCUUCACCCGGGACGUCAAGCAGAUCUCUCUAGGCACAAGCAGGUGGCUCACAAAGGAGGAACUGGAGGCGUUGCUGGUCGAGACCAUCUCCACGCAUGAUUACAAUCGCUUCAUCCAGCUGAUGGAGCGCCUGCUGUCCAUGCCCUACUGCGCCACGGAGCAGGAGUUUGUCCUGCGUUACCGCCGGCAACUGGAGGCCCUGUCCAGGAAGCAAAUGGUGCCGCCACUGGAGAGAGAUGACAGGGGCGUGGCCUUUAGCACCUCAGAGGGUCGGAGAAAGACGUCCAACUCCUCUGUGGUUCUUCGAGACUGCGGCUCCGGACGCAUCACCAUCAACAGCCAAGACUACCUGCACUACUUCCCCAUACUGCAAGACAGAGAGCAGCUGAUGUUCCCGCUGCAGUUCAUGGGCGUGCUGGGACGCUUUGACCUGGAGUGCACCGUGAGCGGCGGCGGGCGGGCCAGCCAGGCGGGGGCGCUGCGGCUCGCCAUCUCCAGUGCCCUGCUCAGCUUCCUGUCUGAGGGAGAGGUGGAGACCAUGAGACAAGCUGGUUUGCUGACCCCCGACCCGAGAGUGAGGGAGAGGAAGAAGCCGGGCCAGGAGGGAGCAAGAAAGAAAUUCACCUGGAAGAAACGCUGAGGAGGAGAAUCACCUCACCUGAACUCAAAUAUGAAACAUUCACACUGACUUCUGGUAUUAAUUUGAACUGAUUCCUCAUCUGUUUCCCAGAGGCCACGUCACUUAUGUAGUUUAUUUAAGCUCAUGGAAGAGCAAACAGCUGAAGUUCUCACAGGCCGCCAUGUUUCAACACUCAGCAAGCUGCAGUGAGCCUCUUCAGCCACCAGAUGGAAGUGUCUGUCAAGGAAUAAAUGAAAAAGUUGAAUAUAUUUAUCAGUAUAUUAAACAAUAAAUAAGGUUUUUCAUAUAAAAUACAUGUCUUGUUUUUGUAAUUUUCUUUUGCCUGCGAUUAAUAGGAAGUUUAACCAUUUUACAUGUUUUCUGCACACUUCCUAAUGUCAGCAUUGCAGUUUAACUUUCUUCAUGAGUUUGGUCUUAAAAUAUAGGCCACAUGCCAGCCAACUGACCAACUUGACCAACUAAUCAAGUGAUUGUCCAAUGUUUUCAGUACUAAACCUUUUCAAACCUGCUGAUAUACAAAUCUUCUAUUUCAUGUCCAGCUUUGGCCACAAGAUGUCGCCAAAUGUGCAUAAAUGUUGACCAGGUGAGCCUCUGCUAAUUAACAUGCACCUUCAUCUGUUCAGAAUAAUCAGGUCAUCAGUUGAAUGGAUCAUGAUUGAUAAAUUAAUAAAAUCUGGUGCAGUAUACUGUA